UCAGUUCCGCUUGUUAAUUUGUCGUUAAUAUUGUUGUUUUUUUGUAUAAAUCUUGUAAUUCCAUAAUUGACAUCCUACAGUUUUAUAUAUUUCCUAAAUAUUAUACAAUUUUUAACAAUUCUGUUAGUAAUAUUUUGUUGAAUAGUACUUAUUACAGGUAAUAAUCGUUAUUAAAAUUUGGCCUGUCGCCCUGGUUAAUGAACUUUCACACUUUCGUUAUAUAACAUUAGACGAUAGGCCUAAUGAAAUAAGAAUUAAUUACCAGCAAAGACUGCAGAAUUGAAAGGUGCGUAGGUUGUGAAUGAAGAUGUCUUUCUUCAGAAAUACUAUAUGGUUUAUGAAGGGCUUGAAAGAAUACACAAAAAAUGGCUACCUAUCCGCAAGUAAAAAUUUUUGUGAAAAAGAUUUGGAAGUUGAUGUCACUGGGAGAAGUUUCAUGAUAACUGGAGCUAAUAGUGGUAUUGGAAAAUCAGCUGCAAUUGAGAUAGCCAAGAGAGGAGGAGUUGUUCACAUGGUAUGUAGAGAUCCAAAAAGAGGAGAGGAUGCCUUGAAUGAAAUAAAAGAGAUCACAGGCAAUCAGAACAUCAAACUUCACCAACUAGAUAUGUCCAAACCAAAUGAUGUUUUAAAAUUUACAAAAGAAUUUGAAACUAGUGGAGAAAAGUUAAAUGUUUUAAUAAAUAAUGCAGGAUGUAUGGUGAAUACUAGAGAAGUUACUGAAGAAGGGUAUGAAAAGAAUUUUGCGACAAAUACAUUAGGUACACAUAUUUUAACAACGGGAUUGACAUCAGUUUUAUCGAAAUAUGAUGACCCAAGAGUGAUAAUUGUUACAUCAGGAGGAAUGUUAACACAGAAGUUAAAUAUUGACGAUCUACAAUCUGAAAAACUUAGUUCUUUUGAUGGAACAAUGGUUUAUGCACAAAAUAAACGUCAACAGGUUGUGAUGACAGAAAUAUAUGCAACUAAAUACCCUAGUAUUCACUUCUCCUGUAUGCAUCCUGGUUGGGCUGAUACUCCAGCUGUAAGGUCAGGUAUGCCUAGUUUUUAUGAGAAGAUGAAAGAUAGAUUACGUAGUGCUGAACAGGGUGCUGAUACAGCUGUAUGGUUAGCUGUAAUACCUAAUAUAAAACAAAAACCUAAUGGAGAAUUUUAUCAAGAUCGCCAAGUUGUAUCCAAGCAUUUACCUCUGGCCUGGACAAAAUCAUCUAGUCAAGAAAAUGAGGAAUUAGUAAAGAAAUUAGAUGAAAUGAUUAAAUCUUUACCUCAAGUAUAAAAUCAACCCUGUUAUCAUUAUGAUUGGUAUAUUAUUACAGUAUAGUAUAUCAGACAGUGUUUUGUAACAUAAAUCUUGCUAAGAUUGUUCUGCUCAUCAUUAUAACUGGGGAACUGUGGCCAGUCAACUGUUUUAAAAAUGUGUGCUUUGUUUUCUACAUUUCAAGAACAAAAUACCUCUAUACUAUAUAUAUUAUUGUUUUACAGUGGAUUCUAUUAUACCUGUAUAAUUUAUUAUAAUUGUAUGUAUAUAUAAAGAAUGAUUAAAAGAACAAAUUGUUUAA
Messenger RNA from Patella vulgata (common limpet), 1556 nucleotides. RefSeq names its product dehydrogenase/reductase SDR family member 12. Lineage: Eukaryota; Metazoa; Mollusca; Gastropoda; Patellidae. Bases 302 to 1273 code for a protein of 323 amino acids. The record is from RefSeq and is a predicted model, not a curated record. The transcript has 9 exons.